AUGAUCCAAGAUGGCAUGGAUCAAAGCAAGCUGCGGCUUCCAAGACGAGGUUUCCUUCAAAGCAGCAAGAGUUGGCAGAAUAUUUUUCGACCAGCCUGCCAUUUGGUGGGCACCUUCAUUCACGGCUAUAAGCUGAGUCUCCACUUGAGCGAUGAGGAUUUGAAAAAGAACUCAGAGACUUCAAUAGAGCUUGUGGCCCGCGCAUUGUCUGAGGUGGUGGAUUCAUUUGGCAAUGUUCCCAUCCAAAUCCACCUCCAACAAGACAAUUGCUACAGAGAAGGCAAAAACAAGUUCAUGCUUCAAUUCUUCCUGCUGCUCUCCAUUCUUGGAGCUGCCAAAUAUUUGACACUUGGAUUCCUCAGGACGGGACAUUCACAUGAGGAUAUUGAUCAAUGCUUUGGUCAAAUAUCCAGGGCAUUGCAAGGAAAGUCAAUUUCAAGUCCAGCGGAGAUGAUUACACUUUUGGCAAACCUUUCAGGAUCUGGCGAUGGGAAACGCAUCAGGAAUUCUGCCUCAAGUGCUGCGAAGUUGGAUGAGUGCUGUUGUUGGAAGGAGUUUUGUAAGCAAGUCGGUGUCUCCUUUAAAGGAGUUCGCAGGGUCCACUUCUUCCGGUUCAGUGCCCGCAAGGACCUCGGCUCAGAUGUCCUGGACCAUGCCUUGGAGCUUGAAGAGCUGGGCCAGCGUUGGUAUUGCAGCUCGCGGGCUAUCACGGCCCAGGUCCGCAAGAACAUUGCAAAGACCGUUCCGCCGGUUGCCACAACUGGUGAGAUGACACAGGAAGGAGCUCGGAGUGAUGCACCACCACGAGCUGAUGCCGAUGCUUCAGAGGCCUCCGAACAGGAAGUGCUUCUGAGCUCUGAUGCUGAAGUUGAAGAAAAGAAGUCGGCAGUUUUCAAAGACUUGCGAGACCGAGUGUCCCGGAAUUUUGAAGACAUAGAUGGCGUGAAGAUUGGAUCCCUUUUCAGUGGGUGGGGCGUACUUGAGAUGGUAACGGCCUCGUUGCAAAGCCAGUGGAAUUCAUCUUUCUCAAAGCCCAUUCAGGUGGACGUUAAGUUCAUGGUGGAGAUCGAUGAGAAGAAGCAGGCCUACCUGAUGUCAAGGUUUCCGGAGGCUCUACUCUUUCAAGAUGUGAGCGAUGUGUCUCAGAAGUUUGCACCUACAGCUGAUGGUGGCAGAGCUCCAGUGCCAGAGGUGGACUUGCUGGUGGGCGGGUUUCCUUGUGUGGAUGUGAGCACCCUCACAACCACUCCAGGCAGUGUCAUUGACGGCUCAUGCUCCAGUGGCAAAGGUUUCCUGGGUGUCGAAGAGUUUGCGAGGAAACGUCGGUAUGAGAAGAUUCGGAAGAGGCUGGACGCUCUAGGGUAUGCAAUCAGUGCAGAUGUCUACAACACGGCAGAGUUUGGUUUGCCUCAGCAAAGGGGUCGGGCCUGGCUCCUUUGUGUUCAGAAGUCUCAGUUACAUGCUUCAGCCUUGCAGCUGGGCGCUGACAUGCGGCUGUUCCGUCGAGAGUGUCUACCUCUGAGUGCCUGUGUCGUGCUUGCUUCUGACCCUGAACCUCGUGAGUUGGAAAACUUGCCAAAGCACGGUGGUGGCGAUGCAAAGUGGAACACUGGCUGCGCGGCGCAGUGCAAGAUCUAUGGAAAGGCGAAGCUGGACAAGCGCAUCAAGCAGCUGGAGAGUUUGACGACAGAGUGCAGCCGCCGUGAGGUGGCUAUCUUGGCGGCAGCUAUUGAGCAGCUGGCUGUGACCCAUGGCAUCGAUGCAAUGAAGCAGCUCUUAGUCGUGCAGGUCGACUGGAUUUGUGAGGCCUACCAAGGCCGGCAUGGCUUUCCAGAUGCGAAGAAGUUUCCCAUGGAGAGUGGUGGGAGCUUGCUUGAGGUGGUCCAGAGAUGCUGGUCAGAUGAGGAAUCUCUCAUGGCAAACAGCUUUGAAUUCUGCAAGGUCAUCGGCAUUGUCAAAGCCGACUCCACAGAAGAUGAAUUCUCAGAGAGGGUGGAGAGCUAUUCUGAGAAUAGCUCGCCGCCCUUGAAUGGCCUCGCCGCCCGGGAGUAUGGUUCAAGCCUGGGUAUGCGGCUACUUGGAGAAGAUGAGUGCGAUAUGUCGACGGAGCACUUUGGGCAGUUUCGCUUUGAUGAUGGUGGGAUGCGAGGCUUGGCAGCUGCCUUGUGCUGGUGUGGCCUUGUCUACCAUGUGGUGCCAACGGCACCGGAUCAGCUUGCUGGAGAAGCAGUGGUUCGCCUAGUUCGAGGCUUGCUUGAGAUACCAACAUACCACCGGGCACAAUGUCCUGAUCAGAGUGCAGCCAUGAUUUCACGCAUUAUCAAGCAGAACGUGGAUUCCAAAGUUCAGAGUGUUUCGAGUUUCGAGUGGUCACAAAUUUUGGCAUCUAUGGCGAAGAGUGGUGAGAAGAUCACACUGAGUGAAGCCAUCGAGAUGUACAAUGGGAGUGCAGAGAUCUCGGACAGAACGGGCGCUGGGUCUUUGAUCUUAGAUUUGAAGAAGCAAUAUGCCAUCAGACACUGGCUUGAGGCAACAUGUGAGGCAGCCAAAGCAGAGGUGGAGAUCUCACUUCGGGACUCACCUUUCCAGUUUGGUCCAUGGGGUGAAACCCUUUCCAUCAUGAAGGUUCUCUUCUUGAACAGUACGGUGAACUUGCUUUGCCUACCAGAUUCCUCCAUGGUCCCAGCCAGCGGGGAGCCAUCAGUGGCAUUGGACUGGAGCUUGGUCAUGACACCUGUGAGCCAGGAAAUAUUGUUUGCGAGGAUUCGCUUGCACUAUGAAAAAGCCACGGCCAUCAUUGAGUCUCCCAGCGACCGUCGCAAAUACAGAUUGUCAGAGGACGAACUCCUGAACCUUCGGAAUGUUGUGACUCUCUACGCUUCCAUUCGAGACUUCCUCAAGGCUCGCCUGCGGAACUUUGAGGAAUAUGACAAGCUCAUGAGGACGACAAGCAUCAAGGAUGAAGACUUCCGGGACGUCAUGGAAUCUCGACCUUCAAGGUUUUCAAUGUCAAUGUUGGCCUCGGCCCAACGGGAAGCACUUGAAGAUGCUCGGGCUCAGGAAGAGGGUGCCACCCUUGAAGCUGAGAAGGAACGCUUGAAGCUUCGAGACACCCGCUGGGAGUACUUCAAAGCGGCACUUGAGCGUGAUCAGAAGGCCUUGAAGCAUGUCAAAGAGGCACCCACGAAGGUAGUGGCUGCUCUGAAGCACAGAAAGGAGGUAGCAUGGAGACUCUCCCAGGCAGAGCUUGGGGAGAAGGUGGUGAACUCGUACAUGGAGAAGUUUUUGAAGUGUGACAUUGUGAUGAAGGUGGAGUUGGCUCAGCAGAAAAUCAACGAGUACAGAGCUUUCGUUGCACAGUCUGCGGGCAUCAGCGAGUCGGACAUCUACUACCUCACACCGUGUGAUAUGAAUGUGCCAGGAGCAAGGACUUCCGAGCGAGUAAAUGAGCUGGCUUCUUGCGUGCAAUUUGCCAAUGACCUUUCACCGCUCAAGCACGGGGCGUUGCUGGAGCUGCCUGAUGUCCCCCACAAGAGUGCCAAGCGUGGCCUUUGGGACGAGGAGAAGGAAAUCAGUGAAGCCCUUUGGGGGCUGAGGCAAGUCUGCGACUCCAGGUGGGUAUGCCCAUUUGAACUACACCCGUCGGCAGAGGCACACUCCAACAGAAGGCGCUUCAGCAGUGGUCGAAUGAUUUGUAACGUCGACGCUCAGAAUGACAACCAAUGGGUCAAUGCAUCUGAGCUGGGGGUGGCCGGAAGGCCUUUAGCAUUGGAGUCUUUGGUUCUUCCACUCAGCAAGGACAUCCUGGUCCCUGAAAGCUUGUCCGCGGAGGAUGACUUGAAACAAGCUGAGCGCCAACGCCCGAGCACGGAGACAUGCUCCGCGCAGAAGGGUGUGAAGAAGUGGAUUGGAUUGUUGAAAAGUGGCCUCACGAUGCCUGGCACUUCCUUCUUGAAGGGGAAAACCGUUGUCUUGCUCAACAUCACUGGGUACAUUGAAGAUGCGGGAUGCGCUGCCUUGGAAUUGCGGCUGGAGAACUCGGAGCUCAAAGGUGGGUUCAAGACAGGCAACUUGUACUAUCAAAGUGUUUGGUGGCUCAACAAAGACUCCUACGGCCAUGCUCGUUUGCAACGAGAGGUCACGGACGCAUGGGUGGCCCGACGGUUCUCGCAUGGAGGACACCAAUUCACGGCUCAGGCGCCAGAGCUGACAGCUGCGGAGAUCAGUGCCAUCCCCGGCGCAAGCCCUGAUGCUCAAGACCACCUCAAGCUAGAGGUCAUGGAACGGGGGUCAGGUCCUGGGAGUUAUGCCAUCAAGGUCGAUGAGCAUAAGUACUGGUCUAUGCAGACUGGUGAGAUCUUGCAGCAGUACCAGGACCUCCGGGAGCAGAAUGCAAACCUCAUGACUCAGCUCUUUGGUCAAGCUCCAUCCGCUUCGACUUCGGCUGCCUCACGAGAGGAAGAUGAGGUGGCCACGGUGGAACCAGCUACCAGCGGCGAGGACUCAGAGUUUGACUCCAUCGCCAAGUUGGAUGAGGCCAUUGGCAUCGAGGCCAAGUGCAACAGCGAGAUUGCAAACAUUGAGCUUGUGAUGGGCAAGAACAAGUCAGUGUGGCUGGUGGCUUCACAAGACAAGGUUGUCGCCAAACAUCAGCUCCUUGGAGGAUUUGGGACAGGGCAGUGGGUGGCAGAGACCGACUGUUCAGAAGGCAUCGCCUUCAAGAUGGAAGAGGGCGACCAAACGAUGGUCCAAAUCGAUGAAUCCAGUUUCUCAUCAGCGGACGCCCAAGGCUUUUCCACUCAGACUCUUUACAAAAUGCUAGUGAGGAGCGAACGGGAGAAGGGGGUGGUCGAACACAAGCUGUCUUUUCUGAACAUCAAGCGCAAAGCUGAUUCUGCCUUGGAGCUGGGAAGCGAUGGCUUUGAGGUGGGGGCCAAAUGUGCUAUGAAAUUUCGUUGCAUGCGUGACCCAAGACAGGUGGGUUCUGGGCAAGAGGAGCGCAUUACAGCGAAGAACUUUUUCUCAAAGGUGUCCAAUGUGAAGUUCAACAAUUAUGCCUUGAUGAUUUUCAGAUUCGGAUUCGAGCGUGUUGGUGCAACAUGGAAGGUUCAACGGCCAUACACUGUGGCCAAGCGGGGCAUCACUUUGAAGAAGGGCAAGCCUUUCAAGAUCACCCAAGACUGA
Durusdinium trenchii is the source of this 5184-nucleotide messenger RNA. Lineage: Eukaryota; Dinophyceae; Suessiales; Symbiodiniaceae. The record is from the annotation of a GenBank genome assembly.